ACAGCACUUGGCAGCCACACUCCCCAGGCGCGCUCCACAAAGAUCUGGUUGCUCCAGGAUAACUGCCAGCUGGGUAUACAGCUCCGGCCAGGAGGGCGCCCAGCGGCCCUGGGAGCCAAGGAGACAAAGGGCAGCUAGCAUUCACUUCUAGACAACCCCCGCCCCUUGGCUUGUUCCCCCCCAACAAGUCCUUGGCGGUCCUUGGCAGACUCGGCUGGAGCACGCAGUGGGCGGCAGGGGCGCAGCGGCGCCUGCAAACGCGUGUGUGUGCGCCCAAGAGGGUGCCCAGUCGGCGGUGCCCACUUCUGCAGCUUGGGUGGCUCGGGCCGGCCAGGCAGUAGCCUUUAGUGCACUCUUUCCUCCUGGCCAGGCCAGGCCCAGGCAGGCUGGCAGCCUGAAAGCAGGCGCAGCGCCCCUACCGCGCGUUUUCCCGCCUCCAUCUCCUCGGCCGCCGUCUCCACCUCCUACUCCUCCUUCCCCCAGCCACCCGCACAGUCACUACCGGUUCAGACUGGCCGGGGUGCCGGGCCCGAAGAAGAGAGACAAGGGGGCAGAAACAGGGAUUAACUUCCCAGGGAAAAGGAGGAGACAGAAAGAGAAGGUGGAGCCCAGAUGAAGGGCCGGCUUCCUCACUCCAUGUGGCCGUGGCCAAGGGGCUUGGCGGGGGUAGAGGGCGGCGGCCCCCGGGGCAGCGCAUAGCGACUCAAUUGCCCAAUACGCCGGCAGGGGCCGGGCCCCCGGAUAAAUAGGCUCCUACCGGCCUGCAGCUGCUGGAGAGAGCCACGACUGCAGUCCUUAUCGCACCAUUCACCCAGCCCGGCCUGGGCACUGCGCUCUGUGCUGCACCCCGGAACCCCCAAGCCGAGACCGGUGCUCAGACCUUCCAAGAAACGCUCCCUUGAUUUCACCGUACAAUGGAGCUGAAAAAAUCACCCGAUGGUGGAUGGGGCUGGGUGAUUGUGUUCGUCUCCUUCUUAACUCAGUUUUUGUGUUACGGAUCCCCAUUGGCUGUUGGAGUCUUGUACAUAGAGUGGUUGGAUGCUUUUGGUGAAGGGAAAGGGAAGACUGCAUGGGUCGGAUCCCUGGCAAGUGGAGUCGGGUUGAUUGCAAGUCCUAUCUGCAGUCUGUGUGUCUCAUCGUUUGGAGCAAGACCUGUCACAAUCUUUAGUGGCUUCGUGGUGGCUGGAGGCCUAAUGUUGAGCAGUUUUGCCCCCAACAUCUACUUUCUGUUUUUUUCCUAUGGCAUCCUUGUAGGUCUUGGAUGUGGCUUAUUAUACACUGCAACAGUGACCAUCACAUGUCAAUAUUUUGACAGCCGCCGAGGCCUUGCACUUGGCCUGAUUUCAACAGGCUCCAGCGUUGGCCUGUUCGUCUAUGCAGCUCUUCAGAGGAUGCUGAUAGAGCUGUACGGACUAGAUGGAUGUCUGUUGAUCGUGGGGGCUUUAGCCCUAAAUAUAUUGGCCUGUGGCAGUCUGAUGAGACCCCUCCAACCCUCGGAUGGUCCAUUGGUGGAAAACGGAGCUCUGGGAAAUAUCCCAGAUAGAUACUCCAUUUACAACGAGAAAGAAAAGAACCCAGAAGAAAAUACAAACAUCCUUGAGAAGAGCUCCAGUUGCCGGGAAAAGGGCAAGAGUCCCCUGGUCCUUGGGGGCUGCCAGCAGGACAGUCUGCUUCACGGAGCACCCAGCACCAUGACACGCACAAAAGAGCCCGAGACGUACAGAAAGAAAGUUGCCGAACAGACUUAUCUUUGCAAACAGCUUGCCAAGAGGAAGUGGCAAUUAUAUAAAAACUACUGUGGAGAAACAGUGGUUCUUUUUAAAAACAGGGUCUUUUCAGCACUCUUCAUCGCCAUCCUUCUUUUUGACAUUGGGGGGUUUCCACCUUCCCUGCUCAUGGAAGAUGUAGCAAGAAGUUCAAAGGUGGAAGAAGAGGAGUCUUUCAUGCCUCUGAUCUCCAUUAUAGGCAUAAUGACGGCAGUUGGCAAACUCCUUUUAGGGAUAUUAGCUGACUUCAAGUGGAUUAACACUUUAUAUCUGUAUGUAGUUACCUUAAUAAUCAUGGGCCUGGCCUUGUGUGCAAUUCCGUUUGCCAAAAGUUACAUCACUUUGGCAAUCCUUUCUGGAAUCUUAGGAUUUCUUACUGGUAAUUGGUCCAUCUUCCCAUAUGUGACCACAGAGACUGUGGGAAUUGAAAAAUUAACCCAUGCCUAUGGAAUAUUAAUGUUCUUUGCUGGACUCGGAAACAGCCUUGGACCACCAAUUGUUGGUUGGUUUUAUGACUGGACCGAGACCUAUGACCACGCCUUUUAUUUCAGUGGCCUCUGUGUGCUGCUGGGAGGGCUGAUUCUGCUGCUGGCAGCCUUGCCCCCUUGGGAUCCAUGCAAGAGACCACUCCCCAAGCCAGCUCCAGCCACGUUUUUAUACAGAGUUGCCUCUAAUGUUUAGAGGACUAUUACAAGAAAUUAUUUUUGCCACUUUAUACCUUAUAGCUAUAUAUAU
Messenger RNA from Ochotona princeps (American pika), 2501 nucleotides. It is a transcript of the gene SLC16A9, whose product is annotated as solute carrier family 16 member 9. NCBI's taxonomy places the organism in Eukaryota, Metazoa, Chordata, Mammalia, Lagomorpha, Ochotonidae. The record is from RefSeq and is a predicted model, not a curated record. The coding region runs from base 915 to 2447 and encodes 510 amino acids. Gene Ontology annotation, molecular function: monocarboxylic acid transmembrane transporter activity. Gene Ontology annotation, biological process: transmembrane transport; monocarboxylic acid transport. The transcript is spliced from 6 exons.